Messenger RNA from Lactuca sativa (garden lettuce), 2917 nucleotides. Its product is annotated as monosaccharide-sensing protein 2. Gene Ontology annotation, molecular function: transmembrane transporter activity. Gene Ontology annotation, cellular component: membrane. Gene Ontology annotation, biological process: transmembrane transport. Lineage: Eukaryota; Viridiplantae; Streptophyta; Magnoliopsida; Asterales; Asteraceae. The record is from RefSeq and is a predicted model, not a curated record.
CAUAUUCAAUUGACACUGAUUAACAACCAUUGCUUUUCUACUCCAAGACCCCACUUUUCUCUCGAAGAUUCUCACCUUAUUCAUGCAGGACUAAGUUUUCUUCAACUUCUGGGUUUUAGGUAUUCAAUGAUAUCGUAAAUUCAUCUCCCAAAACUAAAAGGGGUGAUGAUUUUCAAGAAAAUUUUAGUGAAUUGUGAAUAGUUUGGUGAGUCGUGAAGGGUUUUUGGUGGGUAGUGAAAGGUUGGUGGAUAGAAUUGUAGCACCCUUUUCCUAACUUCACUGAUAUUACAUAUAUAAAGAAAGUGUAUAACUACUACCAAAGUAUGUUGUAGUAUUCCAUUCAAAGUUCUUGGACUAUCUCUCUCUGAUUUCAGGUUUUCGAAUUACAUUUGUUUGAGCUGUUUGAUAAGAUGAAUGGGGCUGCAUUAGUUGCUAUCAUUGUCACAAUUGGCAAUCUUUUACAGGGUUGGGAUAAUGCUACAAUUGCAGGAGCUGUAGUUUACAUAAAGAAGGAGCUAACUCUGGGAAGUACCAUAGAAGGUCUUGUUGUUGCCAUGUCACUAAUCGGGGCGACCCUUAUCACAACUUGCUCCGGACCCGUAUCCGAUUUGUUUGGUCGAAGGCCCAUGCUAAUACUCUCAGCUUUCUUUUACUUCAUCAGUGGCUUAAUAAUGCUUUGGUCACCAAACGUCUAUGUUCUUCUUCUAGCUAGGCUUAUAGAUGGAUUUGGAGUUGGUUUAGCUGUCACUUUAACCCCCAUUUAUAUUUCUGAAACUGCCCCUUCAGAAAUAAGGGGAUUGUUAAAUACGCUCCCUCAGUUCACAGGCUCAGGUGGAAUGUUCUUUGCAUAUUGUAUGGUGUUUGGGUUGUCUUUAAUGGCUUCAACAAGCUGGCGAUUAAUGUUGGGUGUGCUUUCUAUUCCUUCUCUUUUGUAUUUUGUUUUGGCGAUUUUAUAUUUGCCUGAAUCUCCUCGGUGGCUUGUGAGCAAAGGAAAAAUGGGAGAGGCCAAAAAGGUCUUGCAAAGAUUACGUGGCCGGGAAGAUGUUUCAGGCGAAAUGGCGUUGCUGGUGGAAGGUUUAGCGGUUGGAGGUGACACAUCAAUAGAAGAAUACAUGAUUGGUCUGGACAAUGAAGAUACCCAAGAUCAAGAUCCAAUGGCUCAUAAGGAUUCAAUCAAGUUAUAUGGAUCCCAAGCGGGUCUCUCAUGGAUAGCGAAACCGGUCACCGGUCAGAGCACAAUGGGUCUGGUUUCUCGGGCAGGAAGUAUGGUGAAUUCGAGUAUUCCAUUAAUGGAUCCUCUUGUCACCCUCUUUGGUAGUGUUCAUGAAAAUCAACCCGAAUCAGGAAGUAUGAGAAGCAUGUUGUUUCCAAAUUUUGGUAGCAUGUUCAGCACCACCGCAGGGCCUCAGGUGAAAGACUCCGAUCAGUGGGAUGAAGCGAGUUCACAGAAUGAAGGUGAAGGGUACCAAACGGACGGUGGAGAUGACUCCGAUGACAAUCUUCAUAGUCCGUUGAUUUCCCGGCAAACAACCAGCAUGGUGGGUCCACAUGGCGGUAGUAACACCGGAGAGACAACUUCCGGCAUGGGGAUUGGCGGUGGGUGGCAGUUGGCAUGGAAGUGGUCGGAAAGAGAAGGUGAAGAUGGAACAAAAGAAGGUGGGUUUAAGAGAAUAUAUUUGCAUCAAGAAGCCGCGGCUCGUGGUGGGUCCCGCCGUGGGUCGCUUGUUUCGCUUCCCGGAAGCGGCGGUAAUGUUGCGGUUGAAGGAGAGUAUGUGCAAGCUUCGGCUCUAGUCAGCCAGCCUGCUCUUUAUUCAAAGGAGCUCAUGGCUCAACCCCCUGUGGGACCCGCAAUGAUUCACCCGUCAGAAAGUGCUUCGAAAACGCCAUUGUGGUCUGCGCUUGUUGACCCGGGGGUUUCACGGGCUUUAUUGGUCGGGGUUGCGAUCCAAAUGCUUCAACAGUUUUCGGGAAUAAAUGGGGUUAUGUACUACACGCCUCAAAUCCUCGAGCAAGCGGGUGUCAGUGUUCUCUUAUCCAGCCUCGGGCUCGGUUCCGAUUCUGCUUCCUUUCUUAUUAGUGCAUUCACAACUCUUCUAAUGCUUCCAUGUAUUGCAAUAGCCAUGAGGUUCAUGGAUAUUGCGGGGAGAAGGACUCUCUUGUUGACCACGAUUCCUGUACUGAUAGCAUCUCUCAUUAUCCUUGUCCUCGGGAACACCAUCAAGAUGGGAUCGGUAAUCCAUGCGGUGAUUUCAACCGUAUGUGUUGUUGUCUACUUUUGUUGCUUUGUGAUGGCAUAUGGCCCAGUCCCUAACAUUUUGUGUUCGGAGAUUUUCCCGACACGAGUUCGUGGAAUCUGCAUUGCUAUAUGUGCGCUAGUCUUCUGGAUAUGUGAUAUUAUUGUGACAUAUUCAUUGCCAGUGAUGCUCACUUCAAUCGGGUUGGCGGGCAUUUUUGGAAUUUACGCCAUCGUGUGUGUCAUUUCAUGGGUGUUUGUGUUUUUAAAGGUCCCGGAAACAAAAGGGAUGCCAUUAGAAGUCAUCACCGAGUUUUUUGCUGUUGGAGCAAGGCAGGCUGCUGCAGCCAAGAGUGAGUGAAAAAAGAAAUGCAAUCUAUGUGUUGAUUAGGGUUUUUGGUUGCACUAUUUCUUAAAUGUAGGGCAUGUAUAUUGCAUUCCAGUUCAAUCGAGCUCGAGGCUCGAUUCAUUAGAAAAUAUGUAGAUUCAGCUUGGUUUGGCUUGGCUCAACUUGUAGCUUGCUAACCCUGAAAAUAUUAGGAUCAGGAUCGACUUGCAUAGUGGUGGCUUGAGCUCAUGAGCUCAUGUAAAUUCAAUUGCUAUGGACUUGUCGAUUGGCUCGGUUUGUAUGGGAUGCUAAGUUUUAUGAACUAAAUAAUUAUGAAUAAUGUUAUAUUUAAGGAA